ACAUCUCAGAUUAAUUUUUUUAUUUUUUUUGUGUGUGGAGAAAAUGACACAAAAACCAGAGUGAGAGAGUCCACAUCUCAGAUUUUUUUUUUUCUUUAAAUGCUUCGUCUACGGUUCUCAUCUUACCGUUCCUCAUACUAAGCAAGGGAAACUUUAGUUCUCUCAAUAUGUCGGACCUUGAGGCCCCCUUGCGUCCAAAGAGGAAGAAGAUCUGGGUGGACUACUUUGUUCAAUUUCGAUGGAUUAUUGUUAUAUUUGUAGUCCUCCCAAUCUCUUGCACUCUUUACUUCUUGACAUAUCUGGGAGAUGUUAGAUCAGAGAGAAAGUCCUACAAGCAGCGCCAGAAGGAACAUGAUGAAAAUGUCCAGAAAGUUGUAAAACGUCUUAAACAGAGGAAUCCAUCAAAGGAUGGUCUUGUCUGCACAGCACGUAAACCCUGGAUUGCUGUUGGGAUGCGAAAUGUUGACUACAAACGUGCUCGACACUUUGAGGUUGAUUUAUCUGCCUUCCGUAAUGUCCUUGAAAUUGACAAGGAUAGGAUGAUUGCGAGAGUUGAGCCCUUAGUUAACAUGGGGCAGAUUUCUAGGGUGACAGUUCCCAUGAAUCUUUCCCUUGCUGUGGUUGCUGAGCUUGAUGACCUUACUGUUGGUGGCCUCAUCAAUGGCUAUGGGAUUGAAGGAAGCUCUCACAUUUAUGGCCUAUUCUCCGACACUGUUGUAGCUUAUGAGAUUGUUCUAGCAGAUGGUCGCGUUGUUAGAGCCACCAAGGAUAAUGAGUACUCUGACCUUUUCUAUGCUAUUCCAUGGUCUCAGGGAACACUGGGACUUCUUGUGUCUGCCGAGAUCAAACUUAUCCCCAUCAAAGAAUACAUGAGGUUGACAUACAAACCUGUGAUUGGUAACAUUCAAGCUCUGGCACAGGCAUAUGUGGAUUCUUUUGCACCCAGAGAUGGUGAUCAGGAUAACCCUGACAAGGUUCCAGACUUUGUUGAGACCAUGAUUUAUUCUCCGAGAGAGGGUGUGUGCAUGACUGGUGUAUAUGCAUCCAAAGAAGAGGCCAAGAAGAAGGGAAAUGUGAUCAACAAUGUUGGGUGGUGGUUUAAACCAUGGUUCUACCAGCAUGCAGAGAAGGCGCUAAAGAAAGGGGAGUUUGUUGAGUAUAUUCCAACAAGAGAAUAUUACCACAGACACACUAGGUGUUUGUAUUGGGAGGGAAAGCUUAUUCUUCCUUUUGGAGAUCAAUGGUGGUUUAGGUUUCUCUUUGGCUGGUUGAUGCCACCCAAGGUUUCUCUUCUCAAGGCUACUCAAGGUGAAGCCAUAAGAAACUAUUAUCACGAGAUGCAUGUUAUUCAGGAUAUGCUUGUUCCUUUGUACAAGGUUGGGGAUGCUCUAGAGUGGGUUGAUCGUGAGAUGGAGGUAUACCCCAUCUGGCUCUGCCCUCAUAGAUUGUACAAACUGCCAAUGAAAACUAUGGUGUACCCUGAACCAGGAUUUGAGCUACACCGCAGGCAGGGAGACACAUCUUAUGCUCAAAUGUACACUGAUGUUGGGGUGUACUACUCUCCAGGACCUGUCUUAAGGGGUGAGGUUUUUGAUGGCAUAGGGGCCGUUCGCAGGAUGGAAGAUUGGUUGAUUGAGAACCACGGAUUCCAGCCACAGUAUGCAGUGUCUGAGCUUGACGAGAAAAACUUCUGGAGGAUGUUUGAUGCUGGCCUCUACGAGCAUGCCAGGAGGAAGUAUGGAGCCGUCGGAACCUUCAUGAGUGUGUACUACAAGUCGAAGAAGGGUAGGAAGACUGAGAAGGAGGUGCAGGAAGCUGAGCAAGCCCAACUUGAUACUGCCUAUGCCGAGGUCGAUCAACCAGCAGACUGAUUACAUAACUCAGUAUGGUUAAACAAUUGGGAGUUUCUUGCAAUAUUUUUCUCCCCUUAUUAUUUGUUUUGUUUUCAGGUUUGUCUUUGAACUUUAGUUUCUAAGCUAUUUGGAUAGGGUGGCUGCUGACUUUUAUUUAGUCCUUUGAGAUUUCUCUUUCAGACCAGAUUAGAAUUUGAUGUUUCAACUAGUUAUAUUAUUAGUCCUUUUAUUUA
Messenger RNA from Humulus lupulus (European hop), 2086 nucleotides. Its product is annotated as delta(24)-sterol reductase. The coding region runs from base 168 to 1871 and encodes 567 amino acids. Gene Ontology annotation, molecular function: FAD binding; oxidoreductase activity, acting on the CH-CH group of donors, NAD or NADP as acceptor. Gene Ontology annotation, biological process: steroid metabolic process. The record is from RefSeq and is a predicted model, not a curated record. NCBI's taxonomy places the organism in Eukaryota, Viridiplantae, Streptophyta, Magnoliopsida, Rosales, Cannabaceae. Gene Ontology annotation, cellular component: membrane; cytoplasm. The transcript is spliced from 3 exons.